Molecule: messenger RNA, 2241 nt
Organism: Odocoileus virginianus texanus
Lineage: Eukaryota; Metazoa; Chordata; Mammalia; Artiodactyla; Cervidae
Gene: TMBIM1
Product: transmembrane BAX inhibitor motif containing 1
Biological process (GO): negative regulation of apoptotic signaling pathway
Cellular component (GO): endoplasmic reticulum; Golgi apparatus
Source: RefSeq, a predicted model, not a curated record
CCCAGGCCGGCGCGGGCAGUGCAGGAUUCGCGACACCAGGAGGCCGGCGACGCACCGUCCGGAGCGCCAGGUCUCAGCAGCUGGGGUCUCCCCUCAGCCUUUGAACUAUCAUGUCCCAUCCCAGUGCCCCUCCUCCAUAUGAGGACCGCAGCCCCCUGUACCCUGGUUCUCUGCCCCCAGGGGGCUACGGGCAGCCAUCUGUUGUGCCCGGGGGGUACCCUGCCUACCCACAGCCUGGCUACGGUCACCCUGCUGGCUACCCACAGCCUAUGCCCCCAGUCCACCCGACGGCCAUGAACUAUGGCCCUGGCUAUGAUGGCGGGGAGAGAGCAGUGAGUGACAAUUUUGGAUCUGGAGACUGGGAUGACAGGAAAGUCCGACACACCUUCAUCCGAAAGGUUUACACCAUCAUCUCCAUCCAGCUGCUCAUCACGGUGGCCAUCAUCGCUGUUUUCACCUUCGUGAAGCCGGUCGGUGACUUCGUGAGGGCAAACAUGGGCAUCUACUACGCAUCCUAUGCUGUCUUCCUGGUCACAUACCUGACCCUUAUCUGCUGCCAGGCACCCAGACGCCGUUUCCCAUGGAACAUCAUCCUGCUGACCCUCCUUACUCUUGCCAUGGGCUACAUGACCGGCACCAUCUCCAGUGUGUAUAACACCAGAGCCGUCAUCAUCGCAGUGAUCAUUACUGCUGUGGUGUCCAUUUCAGUCACCAUCUUCUGCUUCCAGACCAAGGUGGACUUUACCUCGUGCACAGGCCUCUUCUGUGUCCUGGGAAUAGUGAUGAUGGUGACUGGGAUUAUCACUGCCAUCGUGCUGGCCUUCAAAUACGUUUACUGGCUGCACAUGGUCUAUGCUGCUCUGGGGGCCAUUUGCUUCACUUUGUUCCUGGCCUAUGACACACAGCUGGUCCUAGGGAACCGGAAGCACACCAUCAGCCCAGAGGAGUACAUCACCGGCGCCCUGCAGAUCUACACAGAUAUCGUCUACAUCUUCACCUUUGUGUUGCAGCUCGUGGGGAGUCGCGAUUAAGGAGCACUUCCGGGGCUUUCCCUUCCCUAGGGGGCUGGGCCCUGUGACCCCGGUCUGGGCCUACACCCAUUUCCUUCUCAAGUAAUACGCCCAUUUUUCUUUCUGUCCAGGGAUGGGCAGCCUCUCUCGCAUUGGAUGUAUAGGUAUCUGAUGGGGCUGGAGGAACUAGGGACUAACUCUUGCCCUUAGUGGACAGAGCUGGGCCAAAGAUGUGUGUUUUCCCUCCACCCCACUACAGGGCACCAAAGCCUUAAGAGCUGGGGUUGGAGUGGGGUGAAAAGAGCCUGUUCUGUAGCUCAAAGGGAACAUGAGAAGGAGAAGGGACUUCCUGGUGUUUCCCCUCCCACUCCUGCCAUGGGCUUCUGGGCAUGACAGCUGGAAAAUUUUUCCUCUCUCAAUCCCAACAAAGCCAGAGAGCUGUCCCCUGCCUCCUGGACUCAUAUCUUGUACUUUUUUGGCAAGCCUUGGCACCUUUCAACACAGGAAGGUAGAGGGGGUUUGUCUCCCCUGCUUCAACCCCUUCUUUUGAUAGCAUUUAUAUAAUGAUCUUCGGGGUUAGGGGUGGGGAGGAAGAGGAGAGUGAGCAAAGUCAAGCACCGAGGCCAGCUGAGAGCAGCAUCUGUCCAGGGCUUCCUCAGGGCUUGUGUGGUAGAGAGCAGGCCCCCUGGCAGUCAUCUGGUUCUCCGAAGCUGCCUGGGGCUUCUCUGGUACUUCUGAGAUCUCUAUAGUCAGUGGGACCACUUGCUUCUUGUGCUCAGGCUUCUCAGAGCAAAAAGUGAGGGCAGAAGUCAGGAGAUUGUGUGGUGUGUAGGAUCACUGUGGCCAGGAAGUAACCAGGGUGAAGACAGCCUAGAAUGUGGGCAGGGUCCCCCAUCCUGUCUUGAGAGAUAUGGAAGCCUACGUGGUACCCAAGGGGCUUCCCUUCUGCUAAGGGGAGGGCCCUGAGAGGAAGGAGAAGCCCCUCUCAGUCUGUGAACUCACGCCAGGGGAUUUAAGAUGCCCCAUCUCUCCAGCCAACUACCGCUUUCUUCAUGACACCAAGUGCCUCAAGCUGGAAUGGGGAAAGGGGACAAGGGUCACUCUAUGGGGUGGGGGUGGAAACCAAAUCAGCCCAAGGAUAUAUUUAGGACUUCUUUAUUAAGUAUGUGGUCCUAAAUAUAUCCCACAAAGGAACGUAACUAGAAAUAAAGUUUUAUGUUUAGAAGGUAAA